UGGAAUUGAAUGCAAAGAUUUUCUGUUGUUCAAUUGUUUAUACGAGCUGAAGAUUUUGAAAUUUGAUCGCUAUUUGAGAUGACGACUCGAAUUAUUCAAUGUUUUCAAGUUGAAUUUCCAGAUGCAUUUGGAAUUGAUCCGGCGAGUGAUUUCUGGCUUCGGCUUUGCAAGAUGUUGGAGUCGACUUGUCUCUUUCUCGUUUUCUUUGCUACAAAAUGCGUGGCAAACAUGAAAUUUUUUAAGAAUCUUGAUGUCAAAUAGAUGAUAGAUCAUGCUGAACUGCAUGUAAUUCUGCUCCACAUUGUCCUCAUCUCCCUCUUUGGUUUGCUCUUUCUUCCUCAUGAAACUAAUAAGUACUAGGUUUUAUCAUGUGUCCAUCUUCUUCAUAUCCUAGCUUCCUUUUUUCCAACCAUUUUUGCAUCUAAAAUGGCUUUGUCCAUUCUUAAGGGAUUGCUCCAAGAUUAUGUUCAAUCUUUGAUUGAAGAGAGGAUUGUUAGUGAGAGGUUUUCCCAGAUUCUAACAAAAUUUGAAGAGCCUGAUUGUAUUCAGUUGAUCAAUAUUUAUCUCAAGGAUGUUGAAUCAAUAUUAUCAGAACUUAGUAGCACUAUUGAUUCUUCGGACCUCAAUUUCUCUAAGUUGAGUAUGUUGGCUGAUAAAAUAGAUAAGAAAAGUACCCGCAUUGGUGCACAGCACAUGAAGCUAGCGUCUAUCCGUCUCAUUGAGGCUUGUGAUAAGGAGGACCAGAAAAUUGUCUCCCAAGCUGUUAAUUGGAUGAAGCAUGAAUUCACCAUUACUCAAAACAAAUUUCAACCCGUUCUUCAGAUGGAACAGAGGAUUUUGAGAGUAAUGAGCAAGCCAAAGUAUACAUAGAAAGCUUAUGUGUUUAAAUUUUUUAUAAGAUAUGUCGAAGAUGGGG
Cucumis melo (muskmelon) is the source of this 916-nucleotide messenger RNA. RefSeq lists its product as uncharacterized. Gene Ontology annotation, cellular component: cytoplasm; nucleus. Lineage: Eukaryota; Viridiplantae; Streptophyta; Magnoliopsida; Cucurbitales; Cucurbitaceae. The record is from RefSeq and is a predicted model, not a curated record. Gene Ontology annotation, molecular function: histidine phosphotransfer kinase activity; protein histidine kinase binding. Gene Ontology annotation, biological process: phosphorylation; phosphorelay signal transduction system; cytokinin-activated signaling pathway. The transcript has 7 exons. The coding region runs from base 427 to 870 and encodes 147 amino acids.